UCCGUUGCGGUGUGCUCGAGCGGUAUCCCGUCUUCGGCCUCCUCAUCCGUUUCUUUCUCCACCCAUGGGUCCACAGCCUCUGAGCGAUUCCAGAUCACCGAGCAGGUGAUAAAGCCAGUAAACAUGGCGAGGGGAGCAAAGAACGUCCUGCAGACCUGGUGGUCGAAUGUCUCCAAGCCGAACUUUCGGGAGACAUCCGAGGACGCGCCCGGCCUGCCGCUGAGCAACUAUACCACAUCUGAACGCCAGACGCCUCCCGGAGUCCGCCUCCCGGACAAGAGGGUGCCGAGCUCACACCUGACUCUGCACCAGUUCUUGUAUAUCGCCGGCUCGCAUGGCAUCGGCGCCCUGAUCAUCUCGGGCGGGAUCAACUUUGCCCUCGCCUAUGCCAUGUACACCACAACGGAUGACCCAAUAAGGCUAUGGCAGUUCCCCAACACGCUGGCUGGUGACACGGCCGUGACCAUCAUCGUGCAGUGCCUGAUGACAUGGAUGAUCGAGAUGUUCAUCGUGAACCGGGACCUGCGCAAGGGCAACAUCCAGCCGAUAGGCUUCAUCUCGGAGCCCAGCUCGACGGAGCGCCUGAGCCGCUGCAUCCGCUGGUUCAUGCUGCUCGACCAGUCGAAGCAGCUGCGCAAGCGGCGGGGGAGCAUAAAGCGCAAGGCGCUGUACGUGCUCGCGCAGGCCGUCCGGGCCCUCAUGGUGGCCUUCGUCAGCUUCUGCAUCCUGUUCGGCCCGUCCGUCGGGAUCCUGACCGCCGUCGGGUCCAAGGUCGGCGCUGGCGGCGAUUGGGUCUACGCCUCGCGUUGGGCACCAGAGAUCUUCAAGCUGGUCCUCGGCGGGGUGCUGGCGGUCAUGACGACGCCGUUUUUUGCCAUGUUCUGGAUGGUCAAGUGCGGUUGGAACGGGGGCAUCCACGAGGCUGUUAUGAUUAACGGGAACGAGUACAAGUAAUGAGAGACGUCAUGGGACAUGACGGGAACAGGACGAAAUUACGACGGAAUGAGACGUGAACAUGACACGACCUCACAAUACGACAGAACGACAUGAUAGAAUCGAUUACCUUUCCUCCUCCACACAGCACGAAACCAUGAUGGAAAACUUUUCCGAGCACGGGGGGUCGAGCGGAAAUGAACGGCGUCGUAACGGCAACCGUGGGGGAUGGAACCACAGCAUUGAACAUGCCCGCGAGCCCGGGUUGCGGGCGACGCGGGCCGGCGCGGUUACGGCGUCGACGUUUUGACGUUUUAUGACCCUUACUCUUUUGUUCCAAGACAGGGCCCGGGGAAUUCGCCCGGCUCACGUUGGACAUCUGCCGGUGGUUGGUCUCGCAGGCUCGAGUCGGACCAGGCCCGGUCACGGCUGCCUUGGCGUGUCGUGAUGGCGAACUCUGACACCCACCGUUGGCGAAGCCUAUGAUCAUAUUCAGCGAGUCGCAUCUGAGCUUGCAGGUAGAGCGAGAGGAAGGGGCUUUGAAGAGACAGGGAGAGAACAGGAACAAACCGGGGAGAGCAUCCACAAUUCAUGUCACGGGUCAUGCUCGCUGAGCGGGGGGAGAUACUAGACUUUAGCUUAUCACGACCGAAGAGAAUGAGGGCAUCCAGCUUGCCGAUCCUCACAGUCCUCAUCCCCGCCUUUGUUAGCCCACAUGCCCCUGACAUGAGAUGGUCGGGUUCCUUGAUAGAGCCAGGUCCUGUGACGCUUGGCUGGCGCGGAAGAUAGCCCAGUUUGAGGAUUCGAGCUGUCGAGUUGGCAAC
This is a messenger RNA of Diaporthe batatas, 1757 nucleotides long. RefSeq lists its product as uncharacterized. The coding region runs from base 124 to 954 and encodes 276 amino acids. The record is from RefSeq and is a predicted model, not a curated record. NCBI's taxonomy places the organism in Eukaryota, Fungi, Ascomycota, Sordariomycetes, Diaporthales, Diaporthaceae. The transcript has 2 exons.